Asparagus officinalis (garden asparagus) is the source of this 1159-nucleotide messenger RNA. RefSeq names its product KAT8 regulatory NSL complex subunit 3. Lineage: Eukaryota; Viridiplantae; Streptophyta; Magnoliopsida; Asparagales; Asparagaceae. The record is from RefSeq and is a predicted model, not a curated record. The transcript is spliced from 6 exons. The coding region runs from base 199 to 900 and encodes 233 amino acids.
AGAGUUUGAUGGAUAGACGUAAUACAAACCCUAAUGAUUAGUAGAAAGGCUAACGGUUGAGGCCUAGUGAGUCAGAGCCUGUUUAUGAAUUCUAGAGGCCCAUUAACCUUUUUCAGUUUCCCGCCACAUUUUUAUGCCAUCGCCGCUACUAGAGCGCACUAGGGAUUCACUGUGUACGUCCCCAAUCUCCACCCAUCGAUGGCUUCAGACUCCGACCCUCCCUCGAAGCGCCGCAAGAAGAGCGACGGAGACGAAGUCUCUCAGAAGAACGACAAUGAACCGUCGGCGGCGCCUCUCGUUGUGUUCGCUCAUGGCGCAGGGGCUCCGUCCACCUCAGAAUGGAUGAUCAGAUGGAAGGAAAUGCUCAAGGAAGCACUGGGUGCUGUUGAAGUAAACACCUUUGAUUACCCAUAUAUUUCUGGUGGGAAACGUAAAGCUCCUCCUAAAGCUGAAAAAUUAGUUGAUCAUCACCUGGAUGUUGUAAGAAAUGCCAUAGCAAAGCAUCCUGGGCAUCCUCUUGUUUUAGCAGGAAAAUCCAUGGGUUCAAGAGUCAGCUGCAUGGUGGCCAACACUGAAGAGAUCCAUGUUUCGGCAGUUAUUUGCUUAGGCUAUCCUCUAAAGGGAACUAAUGGAGCGGUACGCGAUGAGCUUCUAGUACAACUUAAAGUUCCAACAAUGUUCGUGCAGGGUAGCAAAGAUAGCCUCUGUCCUCUGGAGAAACUGGAAACUACUCGCAAGAAAAUGAAGUGUAUCAAUGAGCUCCAUGUCAUAGAUGGAGGCGAUCACUCCUUUAAGAUCGGCAAGAAGUUCCUGGAGUCCACUGGAUCGAACCAGGAUGAAGCUGAGAGAAAAGCAGUUGAAGCGAUUUCAGAGUUUGUUUCUCGGUCUACCAUGACUUGAUCCUUUUGAUGCUCGAUGUCUGUAACAUCUUUACUCUUUUGUUGCACUUGCUUGAUAUGCUAGGUAAAAACGGGAUAUGAUAUGUGAUCUGAAUGCUAUUUAAAGGAUCUCGCUUUUGUUCGGAUAUCUGAUCCUUAUAGUUUUAGGGUUGUGCGUCUAAUGUUCUGUAUUGUUCGUAGAGUGCUCAUUAGAUGUGAACACUUUUUCCAAUGUUUCCUUCUAAACAUAGUUCUAGUCUAAGGCACAUAGUCCUUUGGCA